CUUAAUGGAGACGCCCGUUAUGGUUAUGUUCGCCAACACGACUGGUGACUCGAAAUUAAUAAAUGCUGAAAUAUCACACAAGUGAUCCGAACUUCUUGCUGUAUUAAGUCUUAAAACUGGGAAAUCUAUUGAUGUCAUGUUUUCCUGUGAGUUCUGGCUAUUCUGCAGCGAACUGAUAGAUUGAUUGCGGAUAACGGAAGUCACGUGAUGCUAUCUUUCCGCCCAUGCGCCGUGGAAAGCGUCAUCACAAAAUGAAUCCCGGAAGUCACUCGUGGCCAUCCUUGGUUCUGGUGUGCCUUUGUAUGUGCUGGUUAGUUGACGAGACGAGGACACAAGACUGGUUCCUUACCUACCCAGGUUUUUUCAGUGACUUCGGCGCAUACGCCACCCAGGCCCCAGCCCCGCCGUGGGGAAACCAGUAUGACAUCCCACAAAACAUUGGUGCCCUAGAUCUUCAAAAUCAAGCUGGGACUAUGAAUGCCCAGGUUCAGCAGGGACUCAUGGAUUAUCAACAAGCCGAGCUUAUGAAUCCUCCCAGACGGUCUGGAGCUUCGAAUGAUCAUCAAACCCAAACGGAGAUGAGGAAUGCCCCGAGCCUGCCAGGAGCCUUUGAUCGCCAAACACACGCUGAAAUCAGGAAUGGGCCUGAUCAACCUGGAGUUAUACUUCAACCAGAGAUCAUGAGUGCUCAAAGUGAUACUGGCAUUGUAGACUCCCAGAAUCAAGGCAGUGUGGCUCGUCAGCAAGGAAGCAGUGUCCAACAGUCGCAGACCGUUCUAGAUCCCACAAGCAACCACGUUUCGGAUGUAAACAGCCAGGUAGUAACAGGACCGCAGACUGGAAAACUAGAAGCACAAUCUGCAUAUCCAUCUCAGUGGCAAGGCGAGUUGCGGUCAAAUCGAAGAGCAAGUAUUAAUGGUUCAUCAAGGGCAGAAGUUGGUUCUCCUGCACCCAGUGUACCUGAUCAAGGUUCAAUGAUAUUCUCUGGUAACCCUGCAAGUUCCAUACCAAUCCAAGAAGGAAGCUACACGCCAGACCAAACUCCCAGGACUGUUCCAGUUCAGGGGACAAGGGAACUACUACAAGGUAAGCCACAACCAUCCGUUACAGACCAUAAUGCAUGGCACCAGAGAGGUGGGACAGCAUCUGUGGGUAAUGUUCAAUCUGUGGCAUUCCCCCAGCAGAGUUGGCAACCCAACUUUCAAGACCAGCAAGCCAUCAAGCGACAAUACAUGCAUACCGACCAAAACAUGAACAGUAAUCAACCAGAUUUCAUUCAUCAGUCUGAUCCAAGAACAUUUCAGACCAUGCUUGCAAACCAACAAAAUCAGCAGUCUCAACAAAAUUCAUCAAUGUCUCAAUCCGAGCCAAUUCAACAACAUCGUGUGAUGCCAAGUCAGCAUGUUAUUCCAUGGGGGAUGAUCCGUCCAUCUGCAUAUUCUCAACUACAGGCAAUGGACCCAACAACACGAGCAAACUGGAUCUAUCAAAUGCAGAUGAAGACUAGGCAAUACUACAGGCAUCAGCAGAAGUAUCCGACACAGACGUGGAAUGUCCCUGCUGAAUAUGCAACAAUAACCCCAGGAGUUGCUGAGUUCAGCACAGGAACAAACUGGUUGAGCAGCACAAGCUCCACCACCAAGCAGUAUGUUCAACCUCACACCCCACAACAAAAACAAGAAAGGCAGUUGCAAUCUGUCAAUAGUUCAUCUACCUUUCCUCCUGAAAGGUCACAUGUUAAGGUUUCUGGGCUAAACAUGGCGCCAACACCUCCCACAAGUACUCAAGGGCAACAGACCACAACAAGUGUCAGCAUUGCAACCCGGGCAGGCGUUACCUCAACUUCUUCUAUUAAUGCCACAUCCGAGGGUAAUUACUCCGCUUUGUCUACCAUUACGCCUCAUACGAACAUGACAGCGGCAGAUCUACAUAAAAUAGUCCGAAUUCUUCUCAUUCCACAGCUGACACGAGUUACGACACAGGCACCUACGAUGACACUGUCUAUACCUAUAUCACGUGUAGCAUCUGGGCAAGUACAACGCCCAAUUUCAGAAAUGUUCAUAAGGAUGAUCAACUUUGCUCCACGACCCUUGUGGAUUUCUGCGCCUAUGAAUAAUAACAGAAGCCAUAAACAGACCCAGCCUUUGUCAGAAAUUCAUGUAAAGUUGGUUAACUAUGAUCAAAGGAUAGUAGAUUCAUUCAACGGACAUAUUUCAUCCCCCCACACACGACCUUCACGAAGAGAGCAGGCGUUUCAGUCGUCAAAACGGGGACAUAAAAUACCGAGAAUAACAUUAGUCAAAAGCAGUGCUGACAUUCCUAACAGUUCUGUUCAUAUGCUCAAACCAUCGAAUACGUCCAAUGAUACAAGUGCGCCACAGAGCAAUGUACAAAACCAUCAACAUGCUGUGGUUCGACAUACCCAGAUGUUGCACCACGUCAUGAACAAUCUACAGAAGGAACUGAAUCGUUUCCAGGGCACUGUCAGACACAACAGAGACUCCCCAGCCACAGACAGACCUCUGAAAGAAGUAAAACCUUCACGAGCUGAUGUUGGUGAUGGUACUACAAUGUCGGUGCCUCAAAUACGAAGACAACUUGGACACAAACCACCAAUGCCUCUGAAGAAAGAUAUGAAACCCGAAUCCACCAUAGUAGGUGAUCUAAAAAGAGUAAUGCCAGUGAAACAAAACGGAAGUGAAUCGACAUCCGCGCACUCACCAUUGGUCACGUCAACACCAUCCACCACAACGUCAUCAGAAGCAGCGACGUCUCACAUGACAACUGUCGUUCAACCAUCACUUACAAAACCGGACACUGCCACAAGAAGUAUAGCAAAUUCAUCGGACUUCAAACUCAAAGACAUCCCAGCUGCUGUUAUCACAGGCGAUCCUAGGGUUAAAAGAAAUAAACUAAGCGAACUUCUGAAAAAGCGUAAAUCGUCCUUCGCUGUCCCUCUUUCCGAGUUACCGAACGUAGAGCUGACAGCUAUCUACUCUGUCAACAACAUGGGUGUUGAUGCUAUUGAUGGUCAAAUUAUCAACAUACAUGAAACUGGUCAAAAGACACUGUCUACGCGAGUAGAAACAACUAGCAUUGCUCCCUCUCCUACCCCAACAACCACGUUGAAUGAUAACACGUCUCCUUCCACACCUGCCACCAAGUCUACACCAGAGACCGCAGAGAUGAGAAAACAGCAAAUCAACGAUCAACUGAACGAACAGCUGAGUGUCCUCAACCGCCUUCACCAACGACAGCAAAUUAUUGAUCAUCAACACCAGCUGAGGGAACAGCAAACAAGACUACAAAAGCAAAGGGACAUUCUACAGCAGCAACUACAAGCCCUGCAGAAACUCCGGGGAACACAUAUGGGCAUUGGUAAAGACCCUCUUUCACUUCCUGAUGCACCUGGAGGAAUAGCUUCAGCCUGGCAUGGAAUCCAAUUGGGAUUGUUAGAAGCUGGUUUUAAAUAGGCGUGGAUGAUCAGUUGAUCAGUAAGGGACGACCAUUUAUACAUGGGAAAAUGCUGUUUUUGUGCGCGAAACUGCUGGUCAAAAUAAUGUGUUUUCGGGUUUUACAAAAACUUGUUAACAUUGAUCACUAGGCAUGUUAAAUUUCUGAAUAACCUUCCUGAUAAUCUUAUCAGGAACAUCCUUAUAUAUCCAUGGGAACAUAUUCCGUACACGAUUCGUUAAUCCGGAAAUGUGUGUUAAUCCGGUCGACUUCCUGAGAACGGUACCUUCCGUAUUAACAAGGUAUCACUGUAGCCCAGCGUUGUCACGGGGAUCUCGUCUGAAUGGAGCCGUGGAUUAGGUGGCUAUAACUCUUGGUGUCUAUCUCUAUAACACUGUUUUCAGACUGACUCUCGCCAUAAUAAGUACUAAAUCCACAUAUGCUUGUACAAAUGCUGCAGAAAAAAUGAUAAUCCUGCAAAUCUAAAUCAUAAUGUUCAAGGUAGACAGAAUUUUAUGGUUAUGCAUAAUGUUCAUCAACCUUGUAAAGCAGAGAAGUUACCAGUAAUUUUACGAAGCACCAGCUCUCUCCACGUGAACCCGCACAGUUGUGAGGCAGAAAUUUCGACAUUCCACGAAUAUUUAUAAGAACAUAUAUAUAUAUUUCUGUUUGACAUGUUCCUAUUAUUCCAGGCGCUGACUGAAAGCGACUGAUUGCUCAUAUACUAUGUGUGAAUAACAUUACACACUGCCAUUAAAAUAAAGCAUUUUCGUAUAUAUUUCAAGACAAAAAUACACAAUGAUCCAUUAUUUAAAAACUAUCUCAGUGCUUCUUUGUUUUCCCCAAACCACAUCAGGAGACUUGCAAUAGAAAAUCAAAGAAUAAUAAAAUCAUA
Messenger RNA from Haliotis rufescens (red abalone), 4348 nucleotides. RefSeq lists its product as uncharacterized. The coding region runs from base 225 to 3473 and encodes 1082 amino acids. The transcript is spliced from 3 exons. The record is from RefSeq and is a predicted model, not a curated record. NCBI's taxonomy places the organism in Eukaryota, Metazoa, Mollusca, Gastropoda, Lepetellida, Haliotidae.